UUCUUCCUCCCUCACUCUCUCUCUGCUGGCCCAGCUUGGUUUCCUCUGCGUGGCUGGCCUGAGCGGACUUUUUCGCGCGAGUGUGGUAAGAGGAGAAAGAGGAAGACAAAGAGUUGGCCCAUGCGAGCAGCGUGUGGACUGAGUGCAGCUGUUUCGUUUAGAGAAGAACCCAACAUGUGAGAAGAUGUCUGUUGGAGGUUGUGCAUGUCCCGGCUGUUCGUCAAAGUCAUUCAAGCUGUACUCUCCUAAGGAGCCCCCCAACGGCGGCAGCUUUCCCCCCUUCCACCCAGGCGCUAUGCUGGACAGAGAUGUGGGGCCUACACCCAUGUACCCCCCCUCAUACAUGGAGCCUGGAAUGGGGAGACCCACACCGUAUGGGAACCAGACAGACUACCGGAUAUAUGAGCUGAACAAAAGAUUACAGAACUGGACAGAGGACUGUGACAAUCUCUGGUGGGAUGCCUUCACCACAGAGUUUUUUGAAGAUGAUGCUAUGCUCACAAUCACUUUCUGUCUGGAAGAUGGUCCAAAACGAUACACCAUCGGCAGAACGUUGAUUCCCCGGUACUUCAGAAGUAUCUUUGAGGGGGGCGCCACUGAGCUCUUCUAUGUUUUGAAGCAUCCAAAGGAGUCGUUCCAUAGUAACUUUGUGUCUCUCGAUUGUGACCAGUGCACCAUGGUGACUCAGAACGGCAAACCUAUGUUUACACAGAUUUGUGUUGAGGGCCGCCUGUACCUAGAGUUUAUGUUUGACGACAUGAUGAGGAUCAAGACGUGGCACUUCAGCAUCAGACAACACAGAGAGGUCCUACCGAGGAGCAUUUUGGCUAUGCAUGAUCCCCAGAUGCUUGAUCAGCUGGCUAAAAAUAUCACCAGAUGUGGGCUGUCCAACUCCACGCUCAACUACCUCCGUCUAUGUGUGAUAUUGGAACCCAUGCAAGAAUUGAUGUCUAGGCAUAAAACCUAUAGUUUGAGCCCCAGAGACUGCCUGAAGACCUGCCUCUUCCAAAAGUGGCAAAGAAUGGUAGCGCCUCCAGCUGAGCCUGCCAGACAAGCUCCAAACAAGCGGCGGAAAAGGAAGGUGUCCGGCGGGAGCACCGUGAGCUCUGGCGGAGGCAGCAAUAACAACAGCAACAGUAAAAAGAAGAGUCCAGCCAACAGCUUUUCACUCUCCAGCCAGGUACCUGACCUGGUUGGAACAAAAACCUGUACAGUGCCGGAGCUUGAGGACCGGAGUUGAGAACCACUACGCUAAAUCUUAAACACACACAAACACUGACAGACACACACCCAUACACAUACACACACAUGCAAACACGCACACACUCACACCAGUGUGCACACACUAACACAGUCACCUUACACCUUCAGCAUAAAACGUUGAGGUACUGGAGAAAGGUGGUAUGCAGCGUGUCUGGACCAGAGCACCAGGCGCUAACAGAAGUGUGUUUUUAUUUUCUAUGUUUUAGACUUGUUUUGAGUUUGUUUUGUUUUUCAAUUUUUUUGUAAACAAUUUCUAAAAAUAAACAGACAAGCAAGCCAACAAAAAACACCCCAGAAUAUUCUUUGCACUGUUUUCCACUAUUAACGGCAAUCUAUUUUUCUUAUGAAUUGACGGUGUAUUUUUUUUCCUUUUCUAUUAUUGCUAAUGUAAGAACUGUAAACAUCUGAAACCUGCAGUAUAUUAAUGUAGAAAUAUUGCUGUUAGAUCAUUCUUAUUGUGAUGGUAAAUAACUUUCAUGUAAGUCUAUCCUUGAUAUGUCAUCCAUGUGUCUCAGACAUCCAGCUGUCAUCUGGCCCAUUGGCUUCAGUGCUAAACAGGCCGGGGACAACAGGGCCAGUGCUUAACUAUCUGAUGCGAGUUCAGAGUAGCACACUGGAAACCAGUUUCCCCAGGUAAAUUUCCAUCGAGCACCUGGUUCACAUCUAUUGUCUUAUCAUCGCAGAACUGUUUGCUUUGUCUUCAGAUCUCUAUAUUGGGGUGAGGGUCCUCUAUUCAAAGAAUAUAAUGAUAGAAAUCAAAUUUGCUACUCAAAUAUUUUAAAAACAACUUUUGAUGGGGUUGUAAAAUAAAAAAUAAGACUUUUGUAUUAACUUAAGCUUCCCAGAAAUGUUUUUAAGUACAAUUAAGAAAGCUGCAGACCAAGGAGCUACAUGUAAAGAUUCUUAUACUGUUUAAACGGCGCUGUUUUAUGUUAUAUAAUGAAUCAUUUGUUGGCUUUACUCCUCAUGUUUGUGUCUGUGCUUGUAUAUUUUUAGGUAGUAAUUUCUGUAAAAGUUAUUCUAUGUAUUCCUCCCUAGAACUAUGAGAUACUCAAUCUAAUGUAAAGAGAUGAAAAACCUCUUAAGUUUUUUUUUUUUUUAAACGUGAUUUUUAAUGGUACAAUCACUGACUUAAAAAACGAUUUUUGCCCGCAUUUUAGGAAACUGUAUUUAUUUUUCUAUGUACUGAUGUUCUGUUUAGGUUGAACCCACCUGUACAAUAUUCAUGAUGAUAUAUGGAGGAAUUUGUGGGGCUGCUGAGUCAGUUAAUGCCAACGGAAAGUCAUUCUGUUGUGUUUCUUACGGAGAUGCAGUUUGCACAUCGUUCUGUUGGCUCAGUAUUAUCGAGGAGGAAUUUAAAUGCCAUCGAGGGUGUGGAAGCGUCAGGUGUAUUUGAAAACCAGUAAAUGGCAACGGUGACAGAAAGUGUUGACCUCCAAGUCAUCCAGUUGUAAGCCUCAAGUUCCUUAGAUGCUGGAAAUGUGCCACAAUGGUGCGACCUUUAUUGAAAUUUAAUAGGAUUGACCAAAACCUUUUAAUUAUAAUACUUAUGGUCUUGUUUUUAGGCUAUUUGAUGUCUGUUUUUCAGAUAAAUGUUAAUAUCUGAGAGAUGAGUUUAACAUAAAAGGAAGGUUGACCACUGACAUUGGAUCUUACCCUUGGGGAAGUCGGUCUUAAAGCUGUGGUGUCAGGGUUUGCAGAGAAAUAGGGAAACAGUUGCCUGACAGCAUCACCAGCUAACAGCUGUUGCAUGGUAAUUUGUAGACUGUCCAGCAGGGGUCUCACAGAGCACAUGAGUGCGCAGCCUGCCAGAAAUUCCUCCAUCGUUUUUGGCUGAAAAGCCAUCUGUAAAUCUACACUAGGCUGCAGGCUAUUGUGUUGAAAUCCUUAUUCAUUGUCUCCAGCACCCCUAGUCUACAUUUGUGGUGUUUCAGUUCAGCAGGCAGACACAGAAUUGAAUCUAGGAGCAACUUAUCAACACCCUGUGUUUUCUGUUUGGGAAAUAUAAGGGUGUAUGAGACAGAGAUGAAAUGGCAAUGCACCCAUAGCUGGCUCCUGUAGCACCUCAUCAUGGGGGUGGUUUUAUAUCUAUAUUUUUUUGCCAGGUUUCUGUCAUUGAUAAUUCAUGUAUGGUAUCAAUAAAGAUGAAUUUUCACGGAAAAA
Messenger RNA from Neolamprologus brichardi, 3426 nucleotides. It is a transcript of the gene ldb1a, whose product is annotated as LIM domain binding 1a. The record is from RefSeq and is a predicted model, not a curated record. NCBI's taxonomy places the organism in Eukaryota, Metazoa, Chordata, Actinopteri, Cichliformes, Cichlidae.